This is a messenger RNA of Apis mellifera (honey bee), 3014 nucleotides long. RefSeq names its product forkhead box protein D3. The record is from RefSeq and is a predicted model, not a curated record. Gene Ontology annotation, molecular function: RNA polymerase II cis-regulatory region sequence-specific DNA binding; DNA-binding transcription factor activity, RNA polymerase II-specific. Bases 935 to 2020 code for a protein of 361 amino acids. Lineage: Eukaryota; Metazoa; Arthropoda; Insecta; Hymenoptera; Apidae. Gene Ontology annotation, biological process: cell differentiation; anatomical structure morphogenesis; regulation of transcription by RNA polymerase II. The transcript has a single exon.
GUCAACUCGGGGCUGAAUCAAUUCGGCCCACGAUCUCGCCUCGUAGACGAGGUCCAUCACCAAACCGGGAGCGCGGGAGCCACUCGCGGAUCGCGUAAGGAAUUAUACGGAAGAAGGCGGCCGCGAGAAAAGCCCCCAUGGACUUGGCACCGUGGUCGAUCAAAUCCUUGGUGCGAAGAUUUCGGAAAGAUUGUUCCCUGUUGUUCCUAGCGUCGAAACAGUUGCAACGGGAUAUAUCGUUCGGAUGAGAUUAAAUAACACGUUUCUCGUUUUACGUUUCGUCGCGAUUCGUCGCGUUUCUCGCGUGUGGACAGUGGAUUCAUUCUUCUUCUCCUUUUCCUCUUCCGUUUCCUUUUUCGGUUGUUUCGAGAACAGGGGGGAGGGAGAAGCGAGUUUAAAUCAAGAUCGUAGAUCGUAGAUCGUCAACGAGAUAGAUCGCAGGAGGAGGGAGUGAUCGAUAAGAGAGCAUGAGAGGAAAUCGUGAUGAUUAAUCAAGAUUCCGCGAGAGAGAGGUGAUCGUUGGCGAUAAAGUGGAGUGCGUCACCGCGAGCCGUCAUCCUUGAGAUACAGUCGAGUGACGGAACGAAGCAGAAGAAGAAGAAGAAGAGGAAGAAAAAGAAAAAACCCCUCGUUAUCGUUGUGAAAACAAAACUAUUAGCGCAAGAUAGCGAGGAAAUUGGCGCGGAGCAUCGUGGUGCGCUCGUGACAGUUGCCUCGUGAAAAUAAUGUCGGAAGACAAGCACUCUUCUCGCGCAAUCUCGUUCCGUUCCUUUCAAACGUUCAACGCCAAUUUCGACUAACACCUUCCAUCCCUUCGACAUUCGAAAGAGAGACGAACACAUCUGUAUUCGUGGAUGGAUACGUCGGAAUGAGGAGGAAUUUGAAGAAACCGGGAAGAACGUGCGUCGAGAUGUGCCCGUGAAGCUCGAUCACGAUGGAACCGCGUGGGAUGAUGAUGUCGAACCUGUCGUGCGACGGGUGCGCGGACAGCGACCGAGAUUCCGACAGCAGCAGCAUGAUCGUGGACCCGGUGAGUUUGGACAAGAACGACCUGUCGCCGUCCCAGUCGUCGUCCAGCCCCAUAAUACCAAGCUCGCCCGUCCCGCCGACCACCACGUCCUCCCGUAACCGCGGAGGGAACCGCGGCAAGAAGAGCUACUCGAUGAUGUCGAGUAGCGGGAACGGGCAGCAAAAGGGGAACGGGUCCGGCCAGGCUCCGUCCUCGUACGGGAACGACAAGAUGUCCUCGUCCCUGAUCAAACCCCCUUACUCCUACAUAGCCCUCAUCACCAUGGCUAUCCUCCAAUCGCCCCAGAAGAAGUUGACGUUGAGCGGGAUAUGCGAGUUCAUCAUGUCCCGAUUCCCCUACUACCACGACAAGUUCCCCGCAUGGCAGAACUCGAUCAGACACAACUUGUCGUUGAACGACUGCUUCAUCAAGAUACCGAGGGAACCUGGUAACCCGGGCAAGGGCAAUUACUGGACGCUGGACCCGUUGGCCGAGGACAUGUUCGACAACGGGAGCUUCCUUCGCCGGAGGAAGAGGUACAAGAGGCCCCCGCCGCACUACGUGCUGCGGGACAGGGCGAUCAUGGCCACGUUCGCCAUCUGCGGGGGGGACCGGGGGCCUUGUCCGGGCGGUGGUGGCGGUCAUCCCGGGGCGCUCGCCUAUCCAAGCGCCGCGUACCUGUCCCCGCCGCCCGGCCUCCCCCUGCUCGACUUCUCGCCCUCGACCUUGGAGGCACUGAAGCUGGGCGGGUUCCUGGAGCCGCCGCCACCGUUGUACAAACCCGUGCCGAUCACCGCGCCCCCGAUCAGGCAGAUCGAUCCCGCGCCGACGAGGACCACCGCGAUACCGAGCGGACAUCCGCCGGCCGAGAAGAAGAGGAACUUCAGCAUCGACGCUCUGAUUGGCAAACAGGCGGCCAACGAUCAGAACUGCGGCGGCUUGCUGGAUCUGAGCCCGUCCGAGCACAGGGAGAUCAGGAGCCAGGCGUCCGCUUUCUCGCCUCUGGUUUAGAGGAUCCUUCCGUCGCGGAUUUCCUUCCUUGGGGACGUCGAGAAAAAAGGAAAAGAGAAAACCUCGGUUUUUUCCAAACGAACGAGGAAAGAGGAUCUUUCUUCUUUUUUUUUUCGGAGAUGAGAAGAGAGGAGGAGACGGAAAGGAUAGAAUCGAAAGGGAGAAAGAUGAGGGAGGUUGAUGUACAGGUGAAAAUCAUCCAGAGAUCACGGGGAAAGGAGAAGAAAAGAAAGUGACUAGUUUGAGGAAGAAGGAUGGAAAGGAUAGGGGCGACGGAGCGCGCCCAAAGAUUUCGAUUCUUCGAUUAAGUGUAUAGAAGAAACGGAGGAGGAGGAGGAGAAAAGGAGAACAAAAGAGACGCGACGAGGAGUCGAGUAAUUGUAAAAAGGUGUAGUGCAAUAGUGUAGUGGUUGGAUUUAAGUACGAGAAGAGGAAGAAGAGGAAGAAGAAGAAAAAGGAGAAGAAGAAGAAGAAGAGAAAAAGCAACCCUUGCUGUGUCGAACUGAUCAUCCUUAGCCGCUAUCAUCUCCAACGAUCGAUUCCUCUCCACGAAUCGAACUUAAUAAUUUUCCAAUCCCUCCCCCCCCACGUUAUUUUUCUUCCAUUCUUAGCAAAGAAAGGAACAGAGCUUUUUUGCCUCGUUUUGUAAACGAUCGAUUAAUAUAUACGCCACUGUAAAUAUACAGGCACAUACACACAUAUACACACACAUACACGUGCAUAAAUUUAUUACACGCAUAGUGACACACGCACGUACACACAAAUCCCGAACAAAUCUUUGCUCAGCUUUUUAUUGUUUGCGAGUGAGAGGGAAGGAGAGAAUGCGCGCGAGUGAAAGGGACAGAGAGGGUGGCGGAGAAACGAUGGAGAAGGGGAAGUCAGUUCUCUUCAUCGGAUUUAAUGUAAAGCUCGGCCGGAUUUUCGGUCAAGUAGACGUUUCAGUGUACAUAGACGUUGUACGUGGAAAAAAAAAAAGAUUAAAAAAAAAAAAAAA